Molecule: messenger RNA, 255 nt
Organism: Penicillium cosmopolitanum
Lineage: Eukaryota; Fungi; Ascomycota; Eurotiomycetes; Eurotiales; Aspergillaceae
Exons: 1
Coding region: 1-255 (84 amino acids)
Source: RefSeq, a predicted model, not a curated record
AUGGGCGCGGCAGGCUGUGCUAUCUGGCUACCACAGAUACACAAGGACAGCCUUCGCCGGAGAAAGCCCAAAAUGAGGUCAAUGGCUGCUUACCUAGUCCAGCACACGAUUUGCACGAUUGUUAUAUCGCCGGCUCUCUUGAAGUUUAAAUUCGCGGACACAUUCCGCAAGGUGGCCUUGAAAUGCAUGCCGGAGACCGCCUCAAAUGAUAGCUACCACGGGCCGGAAGGCUACCCCAACUACCAGCUCCAAUAG